This is a messenger RNA of Girardinichthys multiradiatus, 4616 nucleotides long. Its product is annotated as synaptotagmin-C-like. The record is from RefSeq and is a predicted model, not a curated record. Lineage: Eukaryota; Metazoa; Chordata; Actinopteri; Cyprinodontiformes; Goodeidae. Gene Ontology annotation, biological process: regulation of dopamine secretion; calcium-ion regulated exocytosis; cellular response to calcium ion. Gene Ontology annotation, cellular component: membrane. The transcript is spliced from 13 exons. Bases 1298 to 2974 code for a protein of 558 amino acids. Gene Ontology annotation, molecular function: calcium-dependent phospholipid binding; calcium ion binding; phosphatidylserine binding.
UUAUGUGCCCACCCCCCCUCUCUGCUUCUUCAAGGCCACCAGGAGGACCAUGAUCAAAUCAUGACUCUAAUCAGACCUUGUCUUCUUCUAACUAGAUCUUUGCCUGUGUCUAUCCUCAGCUCGUCUUGUUGAGGUUUCCCACCAGCACAGACACAAACAAGCACAAAGCCGUGUCUUUUUCUGGCUCCCAGCCGAACAAACAGUGACCCACCAUCCCCUCCUCAUCCUCCACUUCUCAUCCCACACAACAUUUUACCUGCAUAUCCAACACACCAACCAUCACCCCUCCGGGGGCAUCUGCAGGAGGAUUAUUAUCUAAUCACAGCUCUAAUAGGACCAAACAAGAUCCCGGACGAGAUCCAGAGACCAUUUUCCACUAAAACACACACACAGCAGCAGGAGCACUCACAAACCGCCUCUCUCUCCCGUCUCCUAUACACGCCCCACAUACAUCAGUAUGUCUUUAGUACAGGCAGAGAGGGGAGAGACGGAAUAUUAGUAUUCAGAGCACAGGGUGAAAAAGAAGGAGAGGCAGCAAGCAAACGAGGGAGAGUGAGAGGGAGGGGACAGGAGGAAAAAACACAAGGAGGGGAUGGAAAUAUAAGAGAAGGACAGGGGAAACCGAGAGGCAGAAGAGGGGAGGGGAGACGGGGAUCAUAUUGUUCAUUUCUCCCUCUCAGUCUGCCUUCAGCGAUUCCUGCCCGGAGAGAUGGCCAGAUGUAUAGAAGAGAGGUGCGGAAUGUCCCUUUACGAGCGUCGCAUCUGAGAAAACAGCGGAGGAGAGAGAGGGGGGAAGGAGCAGGAGCCCAGCGGUUCCUCCGACGCAGAAAGGUGCUAUUGGAGGGCUUCCACACAAACGUUCAGAAGUCAGCCUCCUGUCUACGUAGAUUGGUGGAAGACCAUGCCAACAGGUACUGCCGCCAACAGGUCCUGCUGGAGCUAAAGGGCAGCUUCGUUUACCCCUUGCAGUGAAGAACGAGGGUUAUGCACGCGAGACAUAAGUCCCUGCUCCUCUGUCAAAUUUAUUCACCAGGAAACUGUCUCAGAAUGACCAACAUCAUCAUCAAGAGUUGAGUCCAGAAAAGGGGCAUCUCACCCUGGUCUCGGUGAUCAGCACCAGGACACCCCGCUGAUUCCUGCGUGUACUUCCUGCAUCGUCUUUCUCAGCUGACACCUUGUAAAAAGGUGGACGGGCCAGCUCUGUACUUCUGCAGGGGGCCGUCCGAUAGGUGAGGGCGCCGAGGGCUGCGCUGCCAUCGGCUGACUGCUGCGGUGGGAGUGCGAUGCGGAUUGGAGCAUGUCGGGGGACUGGGAUGAAGACCUGUGUAAGAAGGCGCUGAUGCUGGUGGAGGAGCUGUGCUUCAACACUCAGAGGGGUUACAGCCAGAACGAACAGUGCCAGGAGUUCAGCUACCUGCUGAGGGGCCGCAACAGACAGCUGGACACAGAAAUCUCUGUCAGUCUGCUGUCGGUCAUUGUGACGUUCUGUGGCAUCGUCCUUCUCUCUGUCUCCCUGUUUGUCUCUUGGAAACUCUGCUGGCUGCCAUGGCGAGACAAGGAGGGUGGGGGGCUGAGCCUGACGUCGGGGCUGCUGCCUGGAACUGGUGGUCUCGGAGGAGCAGCAGGGCCAUCCCUUUUACCCCCUCUGCUGCAAAGGAAGGAGGGCCACUCCUCAUCCUCGCUCUACCCCUCACUGGGGCAGCAGGGACACCCCCACUUCUCUGACCUGGUGGGGCUGGAGAGGGGGGAGGGUGGAGGGGGAGUUGGAGGGCCAAACGAGACCCAGGAGCACUCAUACCUGGAUAUGGACUCCUACCCCAACAAUGCUGGGACUCUGAAGUUGAGUCAAACGUCGCCAGAUGUUCCCAACUCAGAGGGGGGAGCGCAUCCCAAUAAGGACCUGCCCAACGCCCAUUCCCAGCAGCAGGUCACCCCACGACCCAAGCCCAUGACUCACCAGCUCUCCAGCCCUGACUUCCACGGUGAAGAGAAGGAGCAGGUUACCUGCAUCGGGCAGAUCAAGCCAGAACUUUACAGACCCAAAGGCGAUCAGGGCGAAGGCAAACAGGGCGACACCUGUGGGAAGAUCUGCUUCUUGCUGCGCUACGCCUUCAAUACGGAGCAGUUGGUGGUGAAGAUACUGAAAGCUCUGGACCUGCCAGCAAAGGACGCCAAUGGCUUCUCUGACCCAUACGUGAAGAUUUACCUACUGCCAGACAGAAAGAAGAAAUUCCAGACAAAGGUCCACAGAAAGACCUUAAACCCAGUGUUCAACGAGACGUUCCAGUUUGGCGUGCCGCUGAACGAGCUACAUUCCAGGAAGCUGCAUUUCUCUGUGUACGACUUCGACCGCUUCUCCAGACACGACCUGAUAGGCCAGGUGGUGGUGGACAACCUGCUUGAAUUCAGCGAGGGCAGCGGGGACAAACCCAUCUGGAGGGACAUUGUGGAAGGCACUGCAGAGAAGGCUGAUCUCGGGGAGCUUAAUUUCUCGCUUUGUUACCUGCCCACCGCAGGCAGACUCACCGCUACAGUUAUCAAGGCCACCAACCUCAAAGCCAUGGACCUGACGGGUUUCUCAGACCCGUACGUGAAGGCCUCUCUGAUAUGCGACGGGCGACGGCUAAAAAAGAGAAAGACCUCCAUUAAGAAGAACACUCUGAAUCCCACGUACAACGAGGCGCUGGUGUUUGACAUUCCCAAUGAAAACAUAGAGAGUGUUUCCAUCAUCAUAGCAGUGAUGGAUUAUGAUUGCAUCGGUCAUAACGAGGUUAUAGGCAUGUGUCGAGUGGGAAGCGACGCUGACGGUCCCGGGAGGGAACACUGGGCGGCCAUGCUGGCCAACCCCCGGAAACCAAUAGAGCACUGGCAUCAGCUCGUUGAGGAAAAAGCGAUUGGUACAUAUGUAUCAAAGAGUGCCACAACAUCCUCCCCUAAACUGCAUAUUGUGGUGGACAGCCCCCACUCUGAUUAAAACGGUCAUUAUCAUCUCAACAGCUCCAAAUUUUCCUUUAUUUCUUCUCUCCUCUCAUCUGUGAAUAAUUCCCUCCAUCAAAGACCAGGGAGACGUGGAGACGCUGCCAGUGUCCAACUGCUAGUGCCGUUUUGCUCCUGCUAAUGAAUACUCCAACUUCUGUGCUGUCUUUGCUGAGCUGGAGGGGGGGGGGGGGGGGGCUUCAUCCAUCCUGAGCUGCAUUGUGAACAUCAGACUACACAUUACAAACACAUACAGACAAUGACAACAUGCCCGGCACUGAUGUCAGGUGUAAAUUUGGGACUUAGCAAGAAGCUUGCACACUUUCCUCUCUCUCUCUUACACACACACACACAGACACAUACACACACAUAAAUACACAGAGUUUGUAGUAUGUGUGUAGUUCAUGUGUGCUUCGUAGUUCAUUCUAGAGCGUUUCUCUCUUGAAAACAAGAUAAAAAAAGAAAGCCAGCAUAGAGUGGUCAUUCCAACCAGGACCAAAGCUUCCUGCACUUGUACAGACUAUCAAGAGAAAAUUCUGUGUCAAAGAGUUGUACAGUUUACGCUGUACUGGAUAGGAAAAAAAAUAUCUCAUGUAGUUCUCAACGGGAUGAAAGGAUCCGUGGUGGAUUCUCCUGGCCAGUUUGGAUGCCUCCGCCCAGAGAGAAGACGUUGCAGCCUCCGUCAGGUUAUCAUUGAUGUCAGAGGAGUGAAAAAUGAGGACAGACUUAUUGGUCUCAGCAUGUUACGCAACCUUGAAACGUGUCCCUCUUCGUCAUGCUCUUCGUCUCAGUCCUAAUGGGACUCAUUAGUAUUUCUUUUUUUUUUUUAAAUCAUCUUCGCUGUCAGUUGUGUGCUAGAGAACACAUACAUCCAUCAGGAGAGAAGUUUAUUCAUGCCGUUUUUACAGUCUAAACGAGGAUGAGAUGGUGUGAGCUUCAGAGAGACACAGACUAUGUGAUCAUUCUCAGUUUUCUGACCAAAGCGCCAGACUUUUCAAGGGUUUACAGAAUCCUAUAUUUGGGAUUGGACUGUUCGGACCGCGCUCUCUGGAGGAUGUAUCGCCACUGAGUUAUUUUUCUAUCAUUCCAGAACUUAAUGUUUUGCUUUCUCAAUCAAAAAAGAAAAGAGAAAGUCCUUGUCAUGCUUCAGCAGAUCAAAUUGUUGUCCAUAUCAUGUCUCUGACAGGACUUUAGAAGGACACAUCUCUCUGUGUUGCUUUUACCAGUGAGUGUUUCAGUGUUUGUGGGCGUGUUUGUUUUGUACUUGUGUGCAUCGGUGUGUGUAUGUGUGUUUGACACGUAUCUGUGCUCACCGUCGUUCCCCCUCCCAUCGUUUUUCUGUCGUCACUCCUAAAAUCCAGGCAUCUGCACUGAAAAGGUUGCUUCAAAGCCAAACUUCCUCUUGUUUUGUGUGUCUAAAGGGAGUAAUUUAAUGUGUGUGAGUGUGACAGACAGAGGAUGCGAGUAUGUGUGUUCUCCUCGUGCCUCUUUGCACUAUAGGUGGGGAAGCACCGUCUUUGAUAGACGUUUUUAUUGUCUAUGUUGUCUCUGAUAAUUGCUGCCAGUCACCAGUCAGCCCUCCUCUCCUCUCCAACCCCUUCACCUGAUGUAAGUAACUGUUUAUCGUGUACUUCUUUCAC